Molecule: messenger RNA, 2497 nt
Organism: Cylicocyclus nassatus
Lineage: Eukaryota; Metazoa; Nematoda; Chromadorea; Rhabditida; Strongylidae
Source: the annotation of a GenBank genome assembly
AUGCAAAGUCUUGGUCGUUGCACGCUAGGCGUUGACCUGCAAGGACUUGCUUCUUAUGCAAUUCGUUCCGGCUACUUAUCAGUUGCACCCUUGAGAAUCGCAGGAGUUUUUGGAAUGUGUUGUUCACUGGGUUGCUGCUGCGUCGGUGACGCAUCGGACGAAAACUACGAAAAUCUUUUGCACAAAGGUCGUCGUUCGUGCACGGAUUGUUCAUUUCUUAUCUUAUUUCUGAUCUUCUGCGGUGGUCUGGGAUCUAUAGCAUGGUUCGCUGUAGAUAAUGGAGACCCUUACCGUAUUCUGUAUGGUUCGGAUAGUUUCGGCAACACUUGUGGGCGCAACAAUGGACCGAUUUUCAUCCGAUCGAACAAAACUGAUGAAAAACAGCAGUUUGAGUAUUCCGGACAGAACAUGACUGAGAGAAGAUUCAUGUUUCCUCUCAAUGCUUCAAAAGCACUAGACACUGUUUGGACCUGUGUCAGAAGCUGUCCCGAAGCUACCAUCACCAGCUACAGAGAAAUCAAAAACUUAGCCUUAGAGCAGAACAACAGUCUUUGUGUUGACCAUCAGUCUGCCAUUGAUGCAGCAGAGCAGAAACCACGAUAUGGCACUUGUCCAAGGCUGCCUGUUCUCAAAAGUAUCAGCAUCCUGAAUCGUUGUAUUCCGGAGGACUUAGUUACUUUCGGUCGAGAUCUGCUUCAAAAGGUAGUCGAGUUGGACUGGAUUCGUGGUUAUCUUCACGAUCUCAUUGAUACAUCUCCGUUUCUACUCCAGAUGUGUCUGGUGGCAUUAGCCCUUUCCUUAGUAUCGAUAGCGUUGCUGAGGUUCUUCGCUGCAGCUAUAAUAUAUUUUAUAUACUUGGCAGUCGCAUUGUUGGCCAUAGGAUUUUCCGGAAGUAUAUGGUAUGCUAUCUGGAAAGUACGCAUGAAUUCCUUACCGUCGCUUGGUGGUGAUAAUGCCACCGAAGCCACCACAGCAACCUUAUCUGAUCACAAACCUUACCGACUUACCGCGGCCAGUCUUUUCAACGAUCAAAAUCUCUCGCAGAUGUUCAAUCUUGAAAACACCACUACGUUGACGCUUUUUGCUGUGGGGAUUGGAGCUACAGUCAUCUCAAUUUUCAUCGUAGCAGCGGUGUGGUGUGUCUUACCGCGAGGUAAGAAGAUGAUACGGCUUUUCAAAGGGGCGUCAAAGGCGCUGUCAGCAAUGCCAUCUCUCCUUUUGCAACCAUUGGUUAAUGCAGCCUUGAUUCUCAUGGUUGCUAUAUAUACGCUAAGCGUCGUGCUUGUGCUGUUUACAUCAGGUGACUUGGUCAGCAGAAGGAUAACGAAUGGAGACAACAGAAAUGAAAGUAUCCUUAUAAUCGAGACAAAUAUGACACAAACGACUAAAAUAAUGAUGUUCUACCAGCUUGUUGGUUUCAUAUGGGUGUCAGAAUUUUUUAUGGCGUGCCAGCGGCUCUUUAUUGCUGGGGCUGUCAGCAUGUAUUAUUUCGACGUGUUGUCCUUAUCUCGUAGAUUUGCGUCACCUACACCCAGAUCUCCGGUGAUGUGCUCGUUAUGGAAUCUCAUUCGAUAUCAUUUGGGAUCGGCUGCACUAGGAGCAUUCAUAAUAACGCUUGUAAGAGUGCCCAGAUACAUAGUAAUAUGGACGCUUGCCAGAAUGCGAUCCGUUGAAAAUGUGAUAAUCAAGAAGCUGCUAGCUGUUUUUGUAGUAUUAUUGGGUUGUAUCGAAAAAUGUUUGCGAUAUAUAAACUACAAUGUCUAUACCGUAAUCUCAUAUUCUGGUUUCAGCUUUUGCCCUGCGGCUAAGAUGGCGGUAAAUCACCUCUUGGAUAAUGCCGUUGAUGUGGCGACUGUAAAUACCGUGGGUGAUUUGGUGCUCUUCUUAGCCAAAUGUCUUGUAGCUGGAGCAACGACACUGUGCGCUUUUUUCCGUUUGGAGGAGUUAUGGCCAAGAUUAUCGCAUCCGUGGUUCCCAUUGUUAAUCAUGUUCCUGUGCUCCUAUCAAAUCUCAAAUUGUUUUCUUUCUGUCUACGAGAUGACUGUGGACACCAUAAUGCUGUGCUGUGCUGAGGAGCUGCUUCUUCUGAAAGACAAUCCCGAAUUAUUGCAGCAGUAUAGGGAAUACAUUGAUGGCACCUCGGAAAUGUCGGGUCAAAAGAACGUGCGCUUUAUUGGUGCUACAACAAUCGAGGAAAGUUAUCCUCUGAAUACUGUAGAAGAGAGAUGAUGUCUAUAAUCUACUUUUUGUAAUUAAUGCUGUUCAAUGCUGCUUGAUUUUAUUAUCAUUGUGCAUCACUUAUUACAUAAGUCGAUGUAUACUGAGUCAGUUGUUGAUUGAGUCUCGACCGAUGGUUUGAAGAGUCGUUUGUGAGAAUAUUUGAGCAUCUUUCAUGUUUCUUUGGUGUUUUUCCUUGCAAAAUGAUCAGAUUACCGCAAAGAAUCGUUUACGGAAACUGUAUGUAUAUAGCAUCGUGAUGAAACUAUUCAGGUGAAUU